CCCGAUUAACUAAUAUCUCACAGCUCGUACGGACAAGUCUAGCAAGAUGAACUCAUCUCGUACGGACAAGUCUGGGAAAAAUGGAUUCGCAGUUGAGACGUGGAACAGAAUCUCACGGCUUGGACUGGAUUAUAUAUCGACUGUUUCUUCUUCUUCUUCUUCAAUCUUACCACCAUUCAGAUUGACUUCCUCACUUCGUUCUUCCUCUUCUCACUCCUGCUUCUCCUUCUCCUCAACAUCAUCUAUAGCAUCACAAUGUCUCCUCAAACCAUAGGCAUCGCGAUUAUCGCCACGGUUUUCUUCAUCAUUCGAUAUCUAAAUCGUACAGAUACUCCAAAGAUUAAGAAUUUACCGGAAAUUCCUGGAUACCCUCUCUUUGGAAGUCUGUUGGAAUUUGGUGUCUCUCAUGCAUUGGUAGCCAAAAGAUUGGCCGAGAAGUAUGGUGCCGUCUUCCAAGUCAGGUUGGGAAAUAGGCGCAUUGUAUUCGUCAACACCUUUGAUGCUGUCCGCUAUUUCUGGGUGACCAACCAAUCAGCCUUGAUUUCUCGUCCUACUCUUCAUACUUUCCAUAGUGUCGUAUCUACUUCUCAAGGUUUCACCAUCGGUACUUCCCCUUGGGAUGAAUCUUGCAAACAGCGAAGAAAGGCUGCAGCUACUGCUUUGAAUCGUCCGGCUGUUCAAACCUACAUGCCUAUCAUUGAUCUUGAGUCUAAGGUUUCCAUCAGAGAAUUACUCAAUGAUAGCAAGAAUGGUCAAGUUGAUAUUGAUCCUAUCUCUUACUUUCAAAGAUUUGCUCUCAACACUUCUUUGACAUUGAACUAUGGAUCAAGACUUGACGAAGAUAAGGACAAAGACUUGCUUCAGGAGAUUUGUGAUGUGGAAAGAGCUGUUAGCAAUCUCAGGUCUACGAGCAAUAACUGGCAGGAUUAUAUUCCACUGCUGAGAUUGUUACCAAAAUCGAACGCUGAGGCUAUCGAAUACAGAGAAAGAAGAGACAAGUACUUGAAUUUCUUAUUGAACAAACUCAAGAAACAAAUCGAAGAAGGAUCAGACAAUCCUUGUAUUACCGGAAACAUCAUCAAAGAUCCUGAUGCGAAGUUGAACGAGAAUGAACUCAAAUCUAUCUGUCUAACCAUGGUUUCUGCUGGUCUUGAUACAGUUCCUGGUAACUUGAUUAUGGGCAUUGCAUAUCUUUCCUCUGAACACGGUCAAGAGAUUCAACAACGAGCAUAUGAAGAAAUCAUGAAAGUUUACCCCGCUGGAGACGCAUGGGAACGUUGUCUUGUUGAAGAAAAAGUUCCUUAUGUUACUGCUUUCGUUCGUGAAGUUCUUCGAUUCUUCACCGUUAUUCCUAUUUGUCUUCCAAGAACCAGUAUCAAAGAUAUUGAGUACAAUGGAGCUACUGUCCCAGCUGGUACUACAUUUUACAUGAACGCAUGGGCUGCUGACUACGAUUCAACUCACUUCAAAUCUCCCGAUACCUUCUCCGUUGAACGCUACCUUGACAAUCUUGAAGGAAGUGGAACACCUCACUAUGCUUACGGUGCUGGCUCUCGCAUGUGUGCAGGUUCACAUCUUGCAAAUAGAGAACUCUUCACUGCUUUUAUUAGGUUGUUCACAGCUUUUCAGAUUGUGGCUCCAAAAGAUCCAAAGGAUAGACCGAUCUUGGAUGCCUUGGAAUGCAAUGCAGUUAAGACUAGUUUGACAACAGAUCCCCGUCCAUUCAAGGUCGGUUUUAAGGUUAGGGACCAAGGGAAGUUGGAGAAAUGGAUGGGUGAGGCGGAAGAGAGGACGAAGGAUCUUCAUUGAGAAGAAAGAGGGCGUAAUGAUUUUGGGAAAUAUGAGGAGAGAGAUGACUCAUAAUCCAUUGGGUUAUGCUGGAGGAAAUUAUAUCAUGAUUCAUGACACGAAAUGAAACUUCAUAGAUAUUUGUAUGUCUUGGUCUUGUGUAUUGUAUGCUGCAUAGCGAGUUUUGGUUUUUACUGUUUUCUGCAUCUAUUUCUAUAUCCAAGAGGUACAAUAAAAAUGAGAAAGAUCUUAUUCAACCUUUCUGCGCGCUUGAAAGGUUCACAAUGUAUGCCUCGAAUAGUUGGUAUAUCUCGUAAAACUCGUGGAAAGUCUCCAUCUUGAUUUA
Molecule: messenger RNA, 2134 nt
Organism: Botrytis porri
Lineage: Eukaryota; Fungi; Ascomycota; Leotiomycetes; Helotiales; Sclerotiniaceae
Exons: 4
Coding region: 256-1809 (517 amino acids)
Molecular function (GO): heme binding; oxidoreductase activity, acting on paired donors, with incorporation or reduction of molecular oxygen; iron ion binding
Source: RefSeq, a predicted model, not a curated record